Closterium sp. Naga37s-1 is the source of this 1467-nucleotide messenger RNA. NCBI's taxonomy places the organism in Eukaryota, Viridiplantae, Streptophyta, Zygnematophyceae, Desmidiales, Closteriaceae. The record is from the annotation of a GenBank genome assembly.
AUGAAGCAUGGGUACAGGGGCGAUGGCAGGAGAACCGUGCUGCGGCUCAAGCACCGCGUGCAGCUUGGGGUAUCUCAUUGGCCUCCACUCUAUCUCCUUCUGCUUCCCCCUCCCGCUUCCCCCCAGUUCGUGGCGAACCCAAUAAUGAAGCAUGGGUACGGUGGGGAUGGCAGGAGGGCAAUGCUGCUGCUCAAGCACCGCGUGCUCGACCGCGUCUGCUGCGCCGCACUAAGACCGAACGGGCGGCGGACCUCACUUUGCCGCCCAGAACUGUCUGCUGUUCCCUUCAACCCACUGCAUCCCAAGUCUCUUUCUUCACUCCUCCCUCCAUGCUUCCUUUCGCAGUCCACGCUGCGCAGAGACCGAUUCGACGCGCGCGAGGAGGAUUUCUAUGAGGCGCUCUACACACAGAGCCAAUCACAGUUCGCCACCUACGUGGACACGGGAACACUACUCAACAAUUACGCGCACAUAUUCGACCUCCUCAUCCGCCUGCGCCAGGCGGUGGACCAUCCCUACCUCGUCGGGGAGGGGCAAACGAUGGGCCAAGUGGUGGGGGAGUGGGUUGGUGGGGGAGGAGAGGGGGAAAGGGAAGAGGAAAAGGAGGAGGAAACAAGAGUGUGUGGAAUCUGCUGUGACUAUGCAGAGGAUCCCGUGCUCCGCCUCUUCCGCCUCUCCCCUGAAAGCACUGCGAAUGGGGGGGAGAGCGGGCAGUUCACGGGGGAAGGGGAGCGGGGGAUGGGGAAAUGGUGGCGGUGUGGCUGGGAAGGGGGUGUGGGGGGUGGUGGGGAUGGAGGGAAGGAGAAGGGGAGAGAAGGGGGGCGGUUGGCAGGAGGGGUGGUGCGGGCGAGAGGGGAGCAUUUUGAGUCGGAUGGACCUGUCGCGGUUUCCAAAGCAGCACCAAGAUUGAAGCGCUGUCGGCUCAAUCUGUCGCGGUUCCAAAGCAGCACCAAGAUUGAAGCGCUGAGGGAGGAGUUGGACGGGAUGGUGCAGAGGGAUCCAGGCGCCAAGGCGCUCGUGUUCAGCCAGUUCACGUCCAUGCUCGACCUCAUUGCAUACCGCCUGCACCAGGUGGGAGUGCGGUGUGUGAAGCUGGAUGGCAGCAUGACAAUGGACGCUCGGGAUCGCAUCAUUUCCACCUUCACUCGCGAUGCUGACUGCCGGGUGUUCCUCAUGAGUCUUAAGGCGGGAGGAGUGGCUCUCAACCUCACCGUUGCUUCCCACGUCUUUCUGAUGGACCCCUGGUGGAACCCUGCUGUGGAGCAGCAAGCGCAGGACAGAAUUCACAGGCUCGGGCAGUUCAAGCCUGUCAGGGUGACGCGGUUUGUGAUAGCAGGCACUAUAGAGGAGCGCAUUAUAAAGCUGCAAGAGAAGAAGCAACUGGUGUUUGAUGGCACGGUGGGAGGAUCAUCAGAGGCGUUGGGCCGGCUGACAGAGGACGACCUGCGCUUCCUCUUCACCAACUGA